Vairimorpha ceranae is the source of this 783-nucleotide messenger RNA. Its product is annotated as vip36-like vesicular integral membrane protein. The record is from RefSeq and is a predicted model, not a curated record. The transcript has a single exon. The coding region runs from base 1 to 783 and encodes 260 amino acids. NCBI's taxonomy places the organism in Eukaryota, Fungi, Microsporidia, Nosematidae.
AUGUUUUUUUAUUUUCUACUUCAGAUCAUCUCAACUCGCGGUUCACUUGAAGAUCUAUAUUUAGUUCCUCCAUACGUAGACGGUAAGGGAAAAUCAAAUGUAGUCAAUUUCUUAGGUGAUUUUUCUAUUCUUUCUUAUGGAGGUAAUCGACAUAUUAAACUUGGUUUUAUAUAUCCUGACACGCGCGGUGCGAUAGUGUACAGAAAUCAAGUGGGUACAGAUAAGUUUGUAAUAGACACUAAGGUCAAUUUAAAUGCAGUUAGUAAAGGUCAAGAGAAUAACGGUAUGCUAAUAUUUUUUAACAAGACUGAUAAUGUAGAAUUUGGGUCUAUGUAUGGUAUAAAACUUGACACAGAAUUUGCUGUGGCUUUGGAUAUUAAAAAGGGGUUAGAGGUAGUUAUUAAAAUAUUUAUUAAUAAUAAAGAGGACAGUAGUAAAACUUUCCAAUUUUAUGAGAAUGAUGAUGUGAAAAUAAGAAUAGAACAGAAUGAUAUUCUUAAAGUAGAAGUGGAUGAUAAUUAUGACAAACUGGUAGUAUACGAAUCUGACAAGUUUAUGAUAAGUAAAAGAACGUUUUUAGGGGUAUCCGCGUCUAAUGGAAGUGAAUCAUCUACAUCUUUUUCUUUACGUUCAAUUGAAGCUUCGUAUCCAAUUGUUAUCCCUAAGAUAUUUAAAAGAGGAGAAAGAGAGGGAAGUAGUAAAAUGGUAUGGAUUGUAUUUUUAGGAUCUGUAUGUGGACUUGUAUAUUACUUAUACGGUCUUCAGAUAAGGAAAAAUGAAUAA